AUGCCUGAGUUUACAAAGGAUACCACGGCCAAUGAGGUCGCAGCUUAUUGCUCUUCCGCAAUAGAAGGCAAGGUUGUGCUCGUUACCGGUAUCUCCCCUAAGGGAUUAGGUGCAGAGUUCUGUCUCUCAAUUGCUAAGCAUGCACCAUCAUUGAUAAUUCUAGCGGGACGGAAUGCUGCUAAAUCUCAGGAGACCUCGACUGCUAUCCAUGAUGUAGCUCCCUCGGUCCAGACACGUUUUCUCGAACUGGAUCUUACCUCACAAGCUCAGAUCAGAGAAGCAGCUAAGGUAGUUAUGAAGUACGCAGAUGUCAGCCAUAUUGACAUCUUAUUGAACAAUGCCGGUGUGAUGGCGGGUCUGUACCAAAAGACUGUGGAUGGCAUUGAGAUGCAGUUCGCUAGCAAUCACAUCGGUCACUUUCUCUUUACCAAUCUAAUCAUGGAAAAGCUAGUUUCUCCUGAUGCGGAGGGGAUGUGCCGAGUCGUGAAUGUGAGCAGUGAUGGGCAUCGCUUGUCUCCCGUGAGGUUUAAAGACUGGAACUUUGACGAUGGCAAAGCAUAUCAGCAGUGGCGGGCUUAUGGCCAGUCCAAGACAGCCAACAUGCUCUUUUCGAUUGCCCUUUCCAUAAAGCUGCGUCACAAGGGCCUUGUGUCGGUCAGUCUGCAUCCUGGUGUCAUCUCGACAAAUUUGGGUGGAGGCUUGCUAGUGGAGGCUUGGGAUGAAUUAGCUGCAACGGAUCAUGCCCAAGGAAAUCGCAAGUUUGCUGAUGGAUUCUCGUGGAAAACAGCACAACAGGGAGCUGCGACUCACGUAUUUGCAUCUUUCCAUCCAUCGAUACCUGACAACAAUGGCGCUUAUCUAGAAGAUUGUCAAGUUUUCUCUCCAGCUAAGGUCCGCUGCUGGGGACGAGAUCCUGUCGAGGCAGAAAAACUGUGGAAGCUGAGUGAAAUGCUUGUCGGCCAAAGUUUCGAGUACUGCUAG
This is a messenger RNA of Penicillium taxi, 981 nucleotides long. RefSeq lists its product as uncharacterized. Lineage: Eukaryota; Fungi; Ascomycota; Eurotiomycetes; Eurotiales; Aspergillaceae. The transcript is spliced from 4 exons. The coding region runs from base 1 to 981 and encodes 326 amino acids. The record is from RefSeq and is a predicted model, not a curated record.